Pipra filicauda (Wire-tailed manakin) is the source of this 4114-nucleotide messenger RNA. It is a transcript of the gene CCDC158, whose product is annotated as coiled-coil domain containing 158. NCBI's taxonomy places the organism in Eukaryota, Metazoa, Chordata, Aves, Passeriformes, Pipridae. The record is from RefSeq and is a predicted model, not a curated record.
AUGAGCAGGAGGUGGCAGCACUGGCUGGUCAGAGACCUUGACAAGCAGUUGUACCUUGCUCGUUCUGAGCCAGCAGAAGCUCACACAGAACAGGAUCAAUGUGGCCAAGAAUCCGGAAAUCUGAGGGACCAGAUUCAUCAAUUGUUGAUUAAGUUUCAUAAAAAAGAAAUAGAACUAAGCCUGGGAAAAGAACAGAACAAGCGAUUUUGGGAUCAGAACACAGACAACAGCAUCACUGUGGACCAGCUCAGGAGACAGCUGGACAACAAAAGCCAGCACCUGCAGAGCAUGGAAGAGGCAGUGAAGGAAAUGAGGAUGGAGUGUCUCAGACAAAUGGAGUGCCAGAUGGCUGCAAUUAAGGAAAAGAAUGAAAGCGUUGGAAGAAUCUCCUCUUUGAGUGUCCAGCUGGAGGCAACCAAGGAAACACUCCAUAAGGUUGGAGAUGAUCUUGCAGCCAAACAGAUGAAUUUGGAGGCUGCUGGGAAAACAGUGUCAGAUCUGACAGCCUGUCUGCAGGAAAAGGAGAGAGCCCUUGGGGUUACCAGCCAGGAACCAAAGGAGCUGCAUUCCCAGCUUGGCAGCAGGCUGCAGGAGCUCCAGCAUCUAAAGAAUGAAGAGGGCUGCUUACACAAGGGGCAGUCGGAGUGUGAGACACUGAAACCGCAGGUGUUGGAGAAGGAAAGGGUCAUUGAGAUCUUCCAAAAGCAAAUUGAGAACAUGACCCAGGUCAUGGGCCAGCACGGUCGGGCUGCUGGAGCAAUGGAAGUUGAGAAAUCCGAGCUUAGACAAGAAAUAAAUGACUGGAAACUCAAAGUAGAAGAGCUCAAGGUUGCAAAGGAUGAGAAAGAAGCCAGAAUACGUGAGGUGGAGGCCAGACUGAGCGAGCUGGAGCUGGAAAAGGUUCAGCUGGUUAACACAUGCACAGAGAGGCUCCAGGCACUUAAAGAUGUGAAACAGGAAAAAGAUCAGCUCAUGGAUGAACUCCAGGCUGGUAGGAGCAACCUAGCUGGCCUUGCAGAGGCAUUUGAAGAUUUGGAGAGGGAUUACCAGGAUAAAAUUGAGGAGAUGCAAGAUACUGCAAACAGACUGAAAAUGCAGCUGAAAUCUGCCCAAGCUGAACUGAAAGAGGCCAGGACUGCUCUAAAUACUAUGGAGGGAUCUGCUGGCAACGCUCUGGAAGUUGCAGUGAGAAUGCAGAAGCAGAUCACAGCCAAGAGAGGGCAGAUAGAUGCACUGCAGAGCAAGAUUAGAUUCUUGGAAGAGGCAAUGGCUAACGCAGCUGAGGAGAAGCAUUACCUCAGAGAAGAAAACUGUAAACUAAGUGAAAAAUUGAGCUGUAUUAGAGUAGAAAAUAUCAGGAUUGCUGGGGAACUGGACAUCCUGAGAACACAAGACAAACAGCUGAAAGAAAGACUAUCUAAGAUGGAGACAGCCCUUGAUAAGGCAUCCAUGCAAUUUGCAGAGUGUCAGGGCAUAAUCCAGUGUCAGGAGCAGGAGCUGCAGCACACUCUGGGUGUCAAAGAGCUGCAGGGCCCAGGCUACUCAUCAGCCUCUGCCUCAGGAAAGCUUCAGCAUGUUGUGCCUCUGUCCCACCUGCACCCUGCUGUCCUGCCACCUUCCCUGGCCAGCCCUGCCCCUCAGGUGCUUUCCAAGCUGGACAUUUUGAAGGAAGAACCACUGCAGGAUCUAAGGAGGAUUGUUCAAGAAUUAACAGGCUCAGACAGUGACAUUCCCUCUGUGGAUCUCAGUGGCAAUGGUGGGAGAAAACCACCUUUAGCAGCCAUGAGCAAUGCAGUGGAUCCUUCCUGCUCACACCCUGCAGACCUUCAGUCCCAAGAUGUUUCCCUGCCCUUUACAUCCCUGGGAAUUGCAUCCAUCUGCUCAGCAGCUCGUUGUUACACAUCCUCCCCCAGGAAAGCCUCUCGGGAGGAGAGAGACAGAGCAAAAUCUCCAGUGCCCUUGCUGUUAACUACUCUACCUGAGGACCUUGGCUCCAGUGCCUCACCAGGACACAGACCAUCCACAAGGAAUGCUGGCUCUCCAGGGGGUGCAGCCACAGCCCCCCAAAUAGCUUCUCAGCCCAUGGAAAAUAGCGAGCACACACCAAGGGGGCUACAGAACAAGAUGUAAAGCCUGGAAGACCUGGUGGAAUUGUUACAGAUAAAAAAACCAAGCCACGUCACCAGUGAUCAGAACUCAGGAGGUGAAGACAAAGAAAUCCAAGGAAAAGGAGAAAAGGCUCUCAAAGUGAAGAUGCCGUAUAUGUUAGUGAUUCCUUUCAUGUGGAUGGCAUAGGAGGACACCCCAGAUGACAGCCAGCCCCUAAGAGAGAAAACCCAACACCAGGCUAAUCUGUGGAGAGACUCCAAACAGUCACAGCUCCUAAAGGAAGCAGUGCAAGACCUGGAUCCAGUUGGACGUGGUGUGAACAGGUCUGGCAACAGGGGCAGAUGAUUGUAGCACCAAAUGCUGAAGUAAGGAAAGGCACGAUUCCUGUCUGGGGUGUCGAAGAGCAGAGAUCCAUGAAGUGACAUGGAUGCACACAGAGACAAGGAAAAACACCCCACCCCUCCUGUGUGCUGUUCCAACCCUUUAUUGUGGCCAGCAUAAGACAUCCACUGGAGAAAUGUCUGAUAGUUACUAAACCCCAGGAGUAGGAUUAAGGAUUUCUGGGGUCUGUUCUGAUUUGUCUGAUACUGUGCUCUGUGAUUUCCUAAUUCCUUCCCUGAGAAGCUUUUCCCCUCCCUACACAGACCCGAAGGAGCUGAGUAACUGGUGUUGCACAAACUGAAGAGGCCACUUGACAAGCUUAGUAAGUUUGGCUUUUUAUGUCUCUUCAAGGUAUUCCCAGUGCAUGGGACAGGACUGUUUCAUCAUGUACAUGCUUUCCAGAAUGUGGGCCUCGUCUGCCUCUCUUCCUGGCAGUAUCAUCAUGAUUUUGGAAAGGGAAGAUGUGCCUCUGCUUGUCUCAGGGAUCUGCAGCUGUGAGACAGGACUGUGCAUUGAGCCAGCAGUGCACCCACUGCAUUCCCGUGCUGCACUUCAGAGGUGGAGUCGCUCCUCACGGGAAUGUUUUCAAUGUAUCAUGGCCAGUGAGCACUUCCUUGGUUUCCAAAGGGUUUCGGUGCUCAGAUUAGCCAGCAUGUUCUUUAACAUCAUGAACAAAGAAAUGCCUGAUGGCUGUGGAAAGUAGCUGUGAUAAAAAUGGCUCUGCAUAACUAGAGAAUGGCUGUAUAUUCCUGAUCUUGUAUAUUCCUGUACUCCUGUAUUUAUCUCCGAUGUGGGGACAACAGCCCUGCAUUGGAGCGUGUGCAUCAGGAGAUCCUCACUGGAAAACAGAAGUCAUGGAGCAGUUAAACUACCCGAGGUGAGACAAGAAAAAUUUCUCCACUGCACUGUUUCAGCAGCCGUGGAAAAUGUGUUUCAUGUGCUGCAGGAGGAGCGAGCUGCUUGUAAACAUUGUCACUGCAGCUGGUCCCCACCAAAGGCCAGUAUUUUAUGGUGGAAGGGAAGGUUUAUGGUUUCGGAGAGAGAAUUCCCAUGGAAGACUCCUUCUAAGGGGAGAAUUCUAUAGCUGUAGUUAAAUUAGUCUUUAAAACCAGAUUCUAAUGAUGUACUCUGUUGCUUGGGGUUUUUGGUUGUGGGUUUGUUGGGGGGUUUUUGAGUGCUAAUGAUGAAACAGGGCUAAGAACAACACUCUGGAAUGGGAAUCUAAAGAAAAACAAGCUGCCAGAACAAUUUUUUUUUUUUUUUUUUUUUAUUACUGCCUGGGUGGAACCACAAAAAUUCUGGUCUUCCAAACAACUGUGAAAUGUGACCUCAGAACCUUUUCUAAACAAAAAUACCCAGAAGGGCACAUGUUAACAUAACACUCUUACUGCAAUCACAAUGACAGGAAGAAAAAUUUAUAAAGGAAAAUUAUUUCAGUCCAUCUUAGCAGGAAAUCCACCUGAUGGGCUACUUGCCCUCUGCUAGGCAAGGCAUUAUUUGGAUCAGGCUGCUGCUGGCAAGCUGCCAGUCUCGUGAUUUGGGGAGGGAACUGACUCAUGGGCUUGGGAAACGCUAAUGCUGCUGGAAGCUCGGUGAUGGCACAGGAGCCCUGUGGCAGCUGAAA